Molecule: messenger RNA, 1671 nt
Organism: Diaporthe citri
Lineage: Eukaryota; Fungi; Ascomycota; Sordariomycetes; Diaporthales; Diaporthaceae
Exons: 4
Coding region: 1-1671 (556 amino acids)
Cellular component (GO): mitochondrial matrix
Molecular function (GO): L-glutamate gamma-semialdehyde dehydrogenase (NAD+) activity
Source: RefSeq, a predicted model, not a curated record
AUGGCUAUGACUUCCAGGAGCGCCGUUCUCGCAACCUUCAAGGUGCCCAAGAUCGCGAACGAGCCAAAUCACCACUAUGCCAAAGGCUCAUCCCAGCGGGAAGGCCUGCGUUCUACCGUCCAGAAGGUCAAGAGCAACGGCACAGUCAACGUCCCAAUAGUGGUUGGUGGUAAAGAAAUCACAACAUCAUCCACUGGCAAGCAAUUGAACCCAUCAGAUCACUCCGAAGUUGUGGCCACAUACUCAAAAGCAGGCCCGGAGGAUGUCAAGAGGGCCAUUGACUCUGCCCUGGCUGCCAAGGAGGCGUGGGCAUCGCUGCCCUUCGCCGACAGGGCAGCUGUCUUUCUCAAGGCCGCAGACCUGAUCUCCACCAAGUACAGAUACGAGAUCAUGGCGGCCACCAUGCUUGGCCAGGGGAAGAACGCAUGGCAAGCCGAGAUCGAUGCCGCCGCAGAGCUGUGCGACUUCCUGCGAUUCAACGUCCAGUACGCCGAGGAGUUGUACGCUCAGCAGCCCGAGCAUAACUCCACAGCCGUGUGGAACCGGCUGGAAUACCGACCGCUCGAGGGCUUCGUGUACGCUAUCACUCCGUUCAACUUCACUGCCAUCGCUGGCAACCUGCCGGGUCUCCCUGCCCUGCUUGGAAACGUGGUUGUGUGGAAGCCAUCCGAUCACGCCAUCGCUUCCAACUGGCUCCUCUACAAGAUCUUCAUCGAGGCAGGCCUGCCCAAGGACGUGAUUCAGUUCGUCCCGGGCGAGCCCGAGGAGGUCACCAAGAUCGUGCUAGGCCACAAGCAGUUCGCCGCUCUUCACUACACCGGCAGCACUGCCGUUUUCCGCAAGCUGUACGGCCAGAUUGGUGAGGGCAUUGCCGAGGGACGCUACGUGGGUUACCCGCGCAUUGUGGGCGAGACUGGCGGCAAGAACUUCCACAUCAUCCACCCCUCUGCGGACAUUGACAACGCCGCCGUGCAGACAGUGCGGGGCGCAUUCGAGUUCCAGGGCCAGAAGUGCAGCGCGACCUCGCGUGUCUACGUGCCCAAGAGCGUGUGGCCCGAGUUCAAGCAGAAGCUGGUCGAGAAGACUGAGCAGCUGAAGGUCGGCGUGCCGUGGGAGCCCCAGAACUUCAUCGGCCCCGUCAUCCACACUGCGUCGUUCAACAAGCUCUCCGGCGCGAUCGAGGCGGCGAAGAAGGACAACGAGCUCGAGCUGGUCACCGGCGGCACGUUCGACAACUCCAAGGGCUACUUCGUGAAGCCUACCGUCUACCGCACGACGAACCCCGCACACCCGUACCUCAAGGCAGAGUUCUUUGGCCCCAUCCUGACGGCUUACGUGUACGACGACAGCACGCCCGGGGGUUUCGUCGAGGCCUGCAAGCUGGUCGACUCCACGACGGAGUACGGGCUCACCGGCUCGGUGUUCGCGUCUGACCGGUCGGCGGUGCGGGUUGCGGAGGACGCGCUCCGGAACUCGGCGGGUAACUUCUACAUCAACUGCAAGAGCACGGGCGCAGUGGUCGGACAGCAGCCGUUUGGUGGCGCGAGGGCAUCGGGCACGAACGACAAGGCCGGAAGCUCGGCGAUCAUGGGCAGAUUUGUGAACAUGAGGACAAUGAAGGAGGAAUUUGUUGCCACGACUAAGGUGGAGUACCCUAGCAACGAGAUCUGA